Penicillium manginii is the source of this 843-nucleotide messenger RNA. RefSeq lists its product as uncharacterized. Lineage: Eukaryota; Fungi; Ascomycota; Eurotiomycetes; Eurotiales; Aspergillaceae. The transcript has a single exon. The record is from RefSeq and is a predicted model, not a curated record. The coding region runs from base 1 to 843 and encodes 280 amino acids.
AUGGUCCCUUCUCGCUACUCGCCCGGGGCCGAUACAGAGUAUGGAGAUGCUAGGAGUGACUGCACCCAGAUCUCGUUGGAAACAGUCUCGCUCGAAUGGAGUCAGGGCGAGCGAGCAACAGGAGAGGAACCCAGCCCUGACACUGGAUCUGCCCUCGGAAUCGCUGCUCAGACACCUAUCGAUCCUGCAGCGCAGCGACGACGUUCCUCAGAGACGGUCAUCUUGUCCGAAGAAAGCGGAUCUUCUAGAUCAGAAAAAUUAGAAGCUUUUCUCAGUGGUCUGAGGAGGGCCCAGUUAGAGCAGGAGGAAUUGGAGAAAAGGAUGGAGAGCGACCGGCUCAACGAAGAGCUCAAUCUGCUCUAUCAUAAUCAAGCUUCACCGAGAGACUUGCUUCAAUCAGGUCGAACUCAGAAUUUGUCACUGCCGACCUCUGCUAACCAGCAAUCGGAAGCAACAUACAGAGAGACCGGGCACAUCGCAACAAAACCUGUCGACCCCAAUUGUCAAACGUCUACACAACCGCUUAUCGAAGUCAAGUUCUGGUCACUCGAGCGAGGUCAGUGGAUUCAAUCAGACUGUCUCCUCGUAGACCGGUUGGAUCCCUCACCUAUGGAGCGACUCGCACGGAAGUACUCAUGCAAAGGAUAUACACUCUACGAUGUGAACCUCAAGAGCCUUCGUCCAGCCCAUUGUUACCGCGCAGCAACAGCGGAUGAUACCAAUGCGAUAUUCUUGAUUUCCGCCCAUGAAGAGAAAAAUAUUGUGGCCACGGACGGAUUAAAGAAGGAGGAAAAACUGAUGUCCAUGUCCGCUCGCGUUGUGGGACGUGCAGGAGAGCCAUGA